Messenger RNA from Cinclus cinclus, 689 nucleotides. RefSeq names its product transmembrane protein 35B (gene TMEM35B). The record is from RefSeq and is a predicted model, not a curated record. The transcript is spliced from 3 exons. NCBI's taxonomy places the organism in Eukaryota, Metazoa, Chordata, Aves, Passeriformes, Cinclidae. The coding region runs from base 4 to 423 and encodes 139 amino acids.
GCCAUGGCGGCGGCCUUCACCGCCCUCCGUGUCCUGCUUGGGCUCUUCUUCUCCCUCUCGGGCGCCUUGAAGGUCUCGGACUGGCUCUCCGCCGACCUGCACCGGCACAUGGCAUCCGAGUUCGUGCGCUUUGCCAAGGUGUUUCCCCUGAAGGAGUUGGGGUUUGUGCCGGAGCCGGGCAGGUACCUGGUGGCCGUGGGCUGGGUGGAGGUGAUGGCCGGGCUGUUGCUGGCAUUUGGGCCCCAACUGCUGCAGGAGAUCAGCAACUUCAUCCUCAGCGUCGUCAUGAUUGGUGCCAUCUACACGCUGCUGGCGCUGCAGGAGCCGCUGGCCAUGUGUGCCCCGGCCACCGUCUCCCUCGGCCUCCUCCUGCUGCUCAACAUCCGCGGGUACCCAGCUGCCCCCCGGGCCAAGUUCGAGUGACGAGAGGUGGGAAGGACAGACAGCUCGGCCGGUGGGAAGCAAUGCCUUUGUGGUGUUUUCAGGGAUGACAUCGUAUCCUGCAGGGUAACUUGCUGAUGAGACACAGUGUGUCCUCUCCUGCCUCUGCCAGUGACUCUGGUGCUGGUUGUCUCCACGCUGUGGGGCCUGGGCUGGUGCUGUGGGAUGGUGGCCGUGGCACCACUGUGACACUGCCGUGGCACUGCUCUGGCAGCUCCAUUGCUAAACUCGCACAAGGUGUCUGACUC